Molecule: messenger RNA, 1539 nt
Organism: Trichoplusia ni (cabbage looper)
Lineage: Eukaryota; Metazoa; Arthropoda; Insecta; Lepidoptera; Noctuidae
Exons: 3
Coding region: 737-1513 (258 amino acids)
Source: RefSeq, a predicted model, not a curated record
AAAUUUAAUCCAAUUGCCAUUCAUUCGUCGGGCAUUGUAAAAUAGCAGAAUCGGGGCCCUGGUGGCAGAUGAAAGGACAGGCAGCAGAACCCUAGUUAAUAGGGUGCUGUUUUUACCCUUUGAUUGCUUAACCCUAUAAAACGACCGCUAUCGAAAUGUUUAUAGAAACUCAACGGCUUUAAUAAACGCAACUGUUUCGAAACGUUUCACGUGUUCACUUUUUAUCGUAUCUUUGGUACUUUAACUAAGACAUUCGACCAGGGCCGGAUUCAGGGGCCCAGAAACCUCGGGGCCACAAAGGAGUAGAGGUCCCCAAAUUAUUUGAGGAAAAGAUGUUUACUUGGUUUACUAGUUGAAAUUUAAACACUUUUUUCCCAAGGUCUCUAUUGUGGAGAUCCCCGGCUUGUGGUAGCCCCGGGCUUUCGCCCCGGUUGCCCUCCCCUAAAUCCGGCCCUGCAUUCGACAGAGGUUUAUUCGAAUCUUCUCAGAAGUUUAGCUUGGUAAUGACAACUCAUUUAAAAAAAGAAUGAGUAUUAUUCACCACGUUUGCUCACUUGUGGAUUACCGAUCAAACCUUUAAUAAUUUUCCAAGUUAUUAAAGGCUGGUAUUUGUAAGUAACUUAUUGUUAGCAUGAAAGAAUGAAGGAAGUGGUGGUUAACUAACGGUGGAGUAUCGUAGCCGCGCGUGGAGGGGCCGCGCUGGUGACACCAGAAGACAACAGUCAGUGGUAGUAACAUGUGGUGGCUGGUAGUGUUGUGGCAGUUCCUGCUCGUCGCACAGGGCAUGCACAUAAUGCCCGAGCGGCAUUACGGCACAGCAACAGAGGUGAGCUGCAUUGAAUAUGGGGCAAUGAAUCGUGACAGAAUUGGACGAAUUUUAAGAGAAGGAUGGCGUUCCCAGAGUCCUGUACUGAGAAAAAUGAUAAAACGUUCGGCCUCAGUACCCGUACAGUUUACUCUCAAUAUGGACCCGAUGUCACGACGUGUGGAUAACAUUAUAGACAACAUAAUACCGCGGAGUGAGCACUUAUUAAAAGAACAUGCUAAAUUAGUGCAGGACAUAAAUAGUCUGCGCCAAGUGGUCUUCAUAACUCCGUUUGUGGAAGAGAAUAAGGAUUACGACGAUUCUAUUUUUCAUGAAAUUAUUGAGACGGCGUCUAGCACAACAUCCAGGCCGUCGUCGCUGAGACCAUUUGUAAGCUCGACAAGGUCACCGACUAGUUCGACAAAAGGAAGUUCGAUACCAAUCAUACUACUGGGGGGCGCGAGUCAGCGGCAAGUUGUAAAGAGUCAGCCAAUUAACUUCGCCAAGCCAACAGUCAGCUUGGUAGGAACUACCGUGUCACCUCUAAUGAAACAUCCUUAUCCUUUUGUGAUGCACUCACCUCAGCGGAAACCGAUUAAAAUCUGCAUGUCAUCUCUCCCGCCUAUGUUUCCUACAACGAAACGACCGCCCUCGUUUUGGGAUCGACUCAUAGAUUAUUUUAUACCAAGCCGUAGUUUAGGUAGAUAAGUUACCUAGAUAAAUUAUUGAUAUGU